GACAUAACUGUAAUUUCAAAAGUUCGAGCGUCCUAUAAAACUCGUAAAUCGAUUCGAAAAUCAAAAUCCCUUUUCUCUCUCGGUCGGUCAUUUCCUGCAACAACCCGCCAAUUACACUCCCUCGUAAUUGACAUACGCCUAGGGUUCCUCAGAAUGCCGGUGCACCUGACGCCGAACGCGAUCUCGGCGAUCUCAGCUGGCGACUUGAACUCGAAGCCAUUGGUGCAGGUAAUCGAUAUUAAGCUCCUCGGCACGCAGGAGAGGUACCGUUUCAUAGUCUCCGACGCCGUUUCGUGUCAGCACGCCAUGGUCGCUACGCAGCUCAACGACCGAAUCAAGACCAGCCAAGUCAAGAAAGGUUCCAUCAUCCAGCUCACCGAGUACAUUUCCAGCUACUUCCAGAACCGCAAGAUUAUUGUAGUGCUGAACAUGGAAACUAUCAUACUGGACUCUGAGAUUAUUGGGGAUCCAAAACCAUUUGUAGAAUCUGGUUCAACUGCUCAAAAGGCAUUGCCGAAUAACAAUUUUGAGCACUCAGUCAGGGAUAGCAAUAACUAUAUGAUUUCCCAAGAAUCUGUACGCAAUGUGCAGAGUCUCAGACCUACUUCUCAUUCUGGGACCUCUCUUAACCGUGGGCCGAAUCUCAGACCUACUUUUCAUUCUGAAAACUCUGUUCACAAUGUGCCAAAUUUCCGACCUACUGUCCAACCUCCUUACCAACCACCUCCACAGUACAAAAAUCAUGGCUCAAUCGUAAAGAACGAGGCACCGGCACGGAUCAUUCCUAUUAAUGCUCUGAAUCCUUAUCAGGGAAGGUGGGCUAUCAAGGCAAGGGUCACAGCAAAAGGGGAUCCCCGUCGGUAUAAUAAUGCUCGAGGAGAUGGUAAGGUUUUUUCNNNNGGUAAGGUUUUUUCUUUCGAUCUCCUUGACUCUGAAGGAGGGGAAAUACGAGUGACCUGCUUCAAUGCUGUUCUUGACCGCUUCUACGAUACUAUUGAGGUUGGUAGAGUUUACUUGAUUUCAAAGGGUAGCUUGAAACCUGCCCAGAAGAACUUCAACCAUCUGAAAAAUGACUGGGAGAUAACUUUGGAUGCAAGUUCAACUGUGGAGCUCUGCCCUGACGAAGAUGGUUCUAUACCAGAGCAGAAGUUUUCCUUCAGGCAUAUUAGUGAAAUUGAGAAUGUUGAUAGUAAUUCUAUCGUUGACAUUAUUGGUAUUGUGAUAUCUGUCAACCCUUCUGUUCCUAUUAUGAGGAAGAAUGGUAUGGAAACUCAGAGAAGAAUUGUGAAUCUAAGGGAUUGGUCAGGCAAGAGCGUUGAGCUAACCCUUUGGGGAGAUGUCUGCAACAGGGAAGGUCAAAAGCUGGAAGAUAUGUUGGCUUCUGGGUUAUUUCCAGUUUUAGCUGUCAAAGCUGGGAAGAUUAAUGAUUUUAGCGGCAAGUCCGUAGGAACAAUUCAUUCUUCACAGCUGUUCAUAAACCCAGAUAUCCCUGACUCUCAUAGCUUGAGAGAGUGGUUUGAUCGUGGGGGCAAGGAUACUGCUUCUGUGUCGAUUUCUAAAGACAUUGUUCCAGGAGGAAGUAAGAAUGAGAUACGCAAAACUGUUUCUCAGAUCAAGGAUGAAGGUCUUGGAAGAUCAGAUAAGCCGGAUUGGGUCACUGUGAAGGCCACGAUAUCUUUCAUUAAAACAGAUUCUUUCUGUUACACAGCUUGCCCAUUGAUGAUUGGAGAUAGACAGUGUAACAAAAAAGUGUCAAGGUCAGGAAACAGAGGAUGGCAGUGUGACAGGUGCGAUCAAGAAUUUGAGGAGUGUGAUUAUAGAUAUCUGCUUCAAGCCCAAAUUCAAGACAAUACUGGUUUGACUUGGGCAACGGCUUUCCAGGAAUCUGGGGAAGAGAUCUUGGGUUGCUCAGCAAAGGACUUGUACUUGUUGAAAGAGCAGGAUGAUGCAAGAUUCGGAGACAUAGUUCGGAGCAGUAUCUUUAACCAAUUCCUUUUCAAGCUUAAAAUCAAAGAGGAGACGUACGGUGACGAGCAGAAGGUGAAGAUCACAGUCGUUAAGGCAGAUAAGGUGAACUAUUCUUCAGAGAGCAAGUACAUGCUUGACAUGAUUUUGAAGUUUUCUAGGUAAUGAACAUGAGCAAGUUCGAUUUAA
Prunus avium (sweet cherry) is the source of this 2154-nucleotide messenger RNA. RefSeq names its product replication protein A 1A (gene RPA1A). The record is from RefSeq and is a predicted model, not a curated record. Gene Ontology annotation, biological process: DNA replication; double-strand break repair via homologous recombination; telomere maintenance via telomerase. Gene Ontology annotation, molecular function: single-stranded telomeric DNA binding; damaged DNA binding. Lineage: Eukaryota; Viridiplantae; Streptophyta; Magnoliopsida; Rosales; Rosaceae. Gene Ontology annotation, cellular component: DNA replication factor A complex; nucleus.